ACUCCCAACAGUUAGAACCUCAGCUCCUUGGCAGCUCCCAGCAGAGCGUGCCAGCAUCGUGCCCUGGGCGUGGGGGAGCCGAGGUGCGGCUUGAGGGUGGGCCUGCGCUCACCCUGUGCCCGGCCUCCCUGCCCCUCUGCACCAUCCCCACCGGUGACCUUCCGGCCGCCGCCUCAGUGAAUACCACUUAGCAGAUGAGCAGCAGCAGCAGCAAGAGAGCCCCAACGACAGCAACCCAAAGACUGAAGCAGGACUACCUUCGGAUCAAGAAAGACCCGGUGCCUUACAUCUGCGCCGAGCCCCUCCCUUCCAAUAUUCUCGAAUGGCACUAUGUUGUCCGCGGCCCUGAGAUGACCCCUUACGAAGGUGGCUAUUAUCAUGGAAAGCUAAUUUUUCCCAGAGAAUUUCCUUUUAAGCCUCCUAGUAUUUACAUGAUAACUCCCAAUGGAAGGUUUAAGUGCAACACGAGGCUGUGUCUCUCUAUCACGGAUUUCCACCCAGACACGUGGAACCCAGCGUGGUCUGUCUCCACCAUCCUGACCGGGCUCCUGAGCUUCAUGGUGGAGAAGGGCCCCACCCUGGGCAGUAUAGAGACCUCGGACUUCACGAAAAGACAACUGGCUGUACAGAGUCUAGUGUUUAAUUUAAAAGAUAAAGUCUUUUGUGAAUUGUUCCCUGAAGUUGUGGAGGAAAUUAAACAAAAACAGAAAGCACAAGAUGAACUCAGUAGCAGGCCACAGACUCUGCCCUUGCCAGAUGUGGUUCCUGAUGGGGAGAUGCACCAUGGCCAGAAUGGGGUCCAGCUUCUCAAUGGGCAUGCACCGGGGGCCGGGCCCCACCUUGCAGGGCUCCAGCAGGCCAACCGGCACCAUGGACUCCUGGGCGGUGCCCUGGCGAACUUGUUUGUCAUAGUGGGUUUUGCAGCCUUUGCCUACACGGUCAAGUACGUGCUGAGGAGCAUCGCACAGGAAUGAGAGGCACCAGAGCCAGGACCCUGUUGCUGCAGAUGCAAGUGCCAGAGCUCAACACAGGCGGGCUGGACAUGCUGCUGAUCCAGGGCGGGCCCGCCGGACUCCUGGGUUUCUCUUUUUAAAAACCUUAAAAGGAAAGCAAAAACCAAAAUGUGUGAUUUGGAGGAGACACGAGAUCCUCAGCUCCCUCUGCUCACCUGGUGUGGUGUGUGUCGGGGCCAGUGUCUACAAGGGCCGCUCACGUUUGGUUUUAUAGCUUAUCUCCUGUAUUGUCUUUUGGACCUGUUUAGUAAACCUGUUUUUCAUUUUAUUAGAUUUGGUCACUUAAAAAUAUAAAACUCAAUGCCUAUCAAACACUCUGCGUGUGUUCUUGGCAGAGCUCUGGACUCUUCAGCAGGAAAGGGCUGGAGCUGGGGUAGGGCCUGCAUUGUGGCACCAUCCCAAGUGGUAGAGCCAGUCGGCGGGCCAGCGACAGCAUGGACAGGGACCCAGGAGAGAGGAGAUUUGACUCAUCAUAAAAACAUAUUUAUGGUCAGUUGGAGUGAAUCAAAUUUCUUCUGGAAAGUGCUCCUUCAUUUUUCUGUCCAGGUAGAAGAGUUUGCUUGCUCUGUGGCCACUAGGUGUCACCCUUUACUUGGAGCAGCCUCUGAAAAUGGCAGGCAGCUAGCUUGUGGCCCGCCUAGUUGGACCACCAGCUUCUCUGGGUGCUGUGGGGCGGGAGGGUGGUUGCUGGGUGUCUGCAGAAUCUUUUCUCUGAAUUUCUCGUGUCCAGUUGGCAGAAACUUGUCUUACUGAGCCACUAGGUGGAGACCCUUGGUCCCAGGGUGGGUUCUGUGCACUGUUGGACUCUUCCACUUGGUCCAAGUACUUUCUUUCACCUUAGAGGUAGGCUGUACUGUCUUUACUAGUUGAGCACAUCAUUGGCUCUUCUGGGUCACAUAAAGGAAGCUGCCCUUGGAGGACACGUGGAUUCACUGUCAAAGCUGGCAUGGUCUCCGUGUUGGGACCUGUGUCGCCUGAAGGGGCCCAUGCCUUCCCUUUUCAACAUUUGUGUCUAAUGACUGCAGCUGCACUCAGUGUUUUGAAGAUGCAUCACACUGGGAAAACUGACAUCUGUGGGGCACUGACGGAGCCAGUGGUGCUGUUCAGUGGCGGAUGUGGCCUCCCAUCCAUCAGUCACCACUGGGUCCCCACUGAGGCCCACAAACCAGACUCAUCCCAGAGACAAGUGGCAGAGCUGCAAGCACAGCCUGCAUGCUCGACUCUGGCUUUGUUUGUGGUCGGUGGAUUUAAAAUUGCUCUGUAUUUCACCGCUUGUGUGUGUCUGACCCACCUCUUUGGGGAAAAAAUCUUUCAUUAUGCUUCUGUUCCUGAAUUUCAUGCUGUCUUCAUCUGUGUUGGUGGAGACUCCUGUCCUUGCUGAGUGGCUCAGGCCUACACGUGGGGUCUUUGGGGUCACACCUGCCUGGCCUGGGGACAGUGAGUGUUGCCACCUGAGGGUGAGUCUUGGAGGCAAUGUGGUGCUGCUGAGACCCUGGCCCACCUGGCCUGGACCCUGGCCAGGAGCUAUCUGUGCAUGGCCACAGUGGGUGGAGCAUACUUCCUCCUUUGCUGAGAGCCAGCCAACACUUGGUCCAUGGCCUCCUUUAAGGGCACUUCUAUAACCACUGGCGUCCAUUCCAAAUCCUUGAUGUUUCCUGGGGCUGUUGGGAGGCUGAAUGUAACCAGAUUUAGAGUUUACCCAACACCUUAUUUACUGUAUGUGAAAUCUCAACUUUUAACAGCCCUUAGUGGUGGAGACAGACCCUGUGGUGCCCAUGGCUUGUUGCCUGCAUUGGCUUCAAUAAAAGAUGACCUUUGUCCUGUUGGACCAA
This is a messenger RNA of Ictidomys tridecemlineatus (thirteen-lined ground squirrel), 2845 nucleotides long. NCBI's taxonomy places the organism in Eukaryota, Metazoa, Chordata, Mammalia, Rodentia, Sciuridae. The record is from RefSeq and is a predicted model, not a curated record.